Messenger RNA from Python bivittatus (Burmese python), 2345 nucleotides. The record is from RefSeq and is a predicted model, not a curated record. Lineage: Eukaryota; Metazoa; Chordata; Lepidosauria; Squamata; Pythonidae.
UCUGGCCUAGGAUUGCCGGGCGGGGGUGGCGCCCCCGGGAAACCCCCCCGGCCGAAAGAGCCUUGGCUUGCGAGGCCAGGGCUGCGUGGCUCCCUUGUCGCCCUCCCCCGGGCUCUUUGGGCCUCCUUCCGAAGGGUCGCGGGAGCGAACGGACCCCCAGCCUUUCGGGAAAGGGGCUUUUCUGAAUUCAGCGAGGCCUGGGGAAAAACGGGUGCUUCCCAGAAACCCGGGAAUUAACUUCUCCUCCUCUUUCUUCCUAGGGGAGACAUGUCGACAUGCCUAUUGCCGUGUGCCGCCAGGUCUCUUUAGAGAGUUGCCUGCUUCUGGCUCUUUCCCCUCGAUGAACGGUUGCCUCCGGUGGACACCAUGUCCGAUAUCUUCAUCAACCUGGACACGGUCCUUCACCCGCCUGCCAAAAAGGGCUCCGUGGGGAACAAGAAGCACCAGCGCUUCAUCAAACGCCGCCAGUUCCUAGAGAGAAAAGGCUUUCUGAAGCAGAAGCAGCUGCCCUCCCAGCCUCCCCUGCCCAGACGGGACCCCUCCUACAGCUGCUGCGCAGGACCCAACCAGGGCAAGAAGAGGCAGAAAGUGGACAGGCAAGGGGGCGGCAAAGCCAUACGAGAGGAUGGCUCCCCCCGCCGGCUCAAAAUGCCUCCCAAAGACAGCUCCAGUUCGGGCACUACGGAUGCAGGAUCCCAGACCUCCAGCCCCUCUGGAGCUGCCUCAGCCUCAAGGAAAACGGGGAGCAGUGCGGGGAGGCCCAACGGGACCCUCACCCACUGCAGCCGGGGGGAUAUCCCCCGAGUCAGCCUGCUGAACGAAUUCAAGAGCGGCCUCCCCGAAGCCCCGGCAGCAGUCAAGCCCAGCAAAAUGGUGGCCAUUGACUGUGAGAUGGUGGGCACCGGGCCUGGCGGGCGCAAUAGUGACCUGGCCCGAUGCAGCGUGGUCGGCUACUAUGGCGAUGUGAUGUACGACAAGUACAUCCGCCCGCUGAGCCCUAUCACCAACUACCGGACUCGGUGGAGUGGCAUCAGGCAGCAUCACAUGAAAGAUGCUGUCCCCUUCAAGCUCGCCCAGAAAGAGAUUCUUAAGCUUCUCUCUGGGAAGAUUGUCAUUGGCCACGCCAUCCACAAUGACUUCAAGGCCCUCAAAUAUUUCCACCCCAAAUCCUUGACCAGAGACACUUCAAAAAUCCCUCUGCUCAAUCGGAAGGCCGGCUUCCCCGAGAAUGAGUCGGCCUCCCUGAAGCGACUCACGAAGGAGCUCUUGCACCGAGACAUUCAGGUUGGCCACAACGGCCACUCCUCGGUCGAAGAUGCCCGGGCCACCAUGGAGCUGUACAAGGUGAUUGAGGUGGAGUGGGAGAGGCACUUGGCUACCUCCCCACCCCAGGAUGGGCUGCCUGGCACCACGUGACUGCCCUUGGCCAAGAACAAGCUAGCCUGGACUUAUGGGGCGAGAGCUGCAGAUGCUCCAGAAGCACUUUGGAGUCUGGAGGGGAGGGGGCAGAGGAGGGAAAGAAGGUGUAACUGAUCUGAGGGGCGGGGGGUGAGAAGAAUGAGUCCAUUACAUUGUUUCCAGCUGAGGCCCGCAUUGGUGUGUUCCUUGCAGGCUCCGUGGCUUCUUGGAGACGGACCUUACCCUUAAAACUGGGGUGGGGAGGAAGGUCUGCCUCCCGGUGCUCCAGGGGUGCUGGUGCCUCCCCAGAGUGGGGGAGAUCGUAGCUGCCUCUGAGGGGAGGGAGCAGGAAUGGGACCAGGACCACAGAGGGUCUGCCUUUCCUCAACCAGUAGGGCAUAAUCCUCCCCAAUGUCACAUCGUCCUCCUUGGUGCUGAAGGCUGGGGGUUUGACCGUUGCCCCAUUAGAGACGGUUGCCCCAGUAUCGCCAGGUGGGGGAGUCUCCCUCUUGUUGGAUGGUGUCUGGAAAGUGAUGCCCCAAGUCGCCCCCCGUCAUCUGAAGCUUGGGGGCACCCCAGGCUGCAGGGAGGCCACUCUGGGAGUGCUCCCUUCAGGAGCAGCCCGGGAGCUGGCAUCAGCGCCUGUGCGUGCAGAGAGGAAGCAGGGCGGUUCUCCUGGUCUCCCACUUCGUCUUCAGUUGCAGGACUUUGUCUUCCAAGAUGCACUGGGGACUUUUAUCAUCACCACGCCUUCUGACCUUAGCACGUCGUGUCGUGACAGCACAGUUAGGGAGGACGUGGAUCUGUUUUUAUGACUUGGACUGCCAAUACGUGGUGUCGGGGGGGGAGGUUGCUGGAUAGUUGUAGUAGUAGAAGUAGCAGAUCUGACUCAUGAGCCUGCCAGUGGUGACUGUAAUCGGGUUUUAUCCAAUAAAAAACCGCUUACC